This is a messenger RNA of Amborella trichopoda, 1181 nucleotides long. RefSeq names its product ATP-dependent helicase/deoxyribonuclease subunit B (gene NPU). The record is from RefSeq and is a predicted model, not a curated record. Lineage: Eukaryota; Viridiplantae; Streptophyta; Magnoliopsida; Amborellales; Amborellaceae.
GUCUCUCUCCUCUGAACACUCUUCUCUCUCUCUCUCUCUCGCCUUCUCUCUCUCUCUCUCUCUCUCUCUCGAUUCUUCUAAUCUCUCUCUCUCGAAAUUAGAGGUUCGAGAUCUUUGUCCCCCAGUCUACAUACGAAUUGUUGAAUCUCAGUUUCAGCAGAAAUGGCUAGAAACUCUAGGGCUUUGUAUUUGAUCUUCUUUUGCUUAUUUUCUUUGUCGAAUUUGUCCACUUCCUUUGCUUACAGGCCUGGAGAUAUCGUGCCCAUGAACAAAAUGAGCCAGUACCACGCCAUGAGAACUACUUGGCAUGAUGUGAUCGGUCGCCAUUGCCCGAUCUUUGCAGUAAAUCGAGAGGUUCUGCUUCCCAUUGCUAAACCUACAGGUUACACUGGCGCUGACCCUUAUAAAUUAUCAUUUCAAAUUGGCAACGAGAAAUUUCUUAUCCCAUGGCUAUUUGUGAUUAAUCGUAAAAGUUCGGAGGUUCCAAUGAUCGAUAUGCAUUUGGGGUACUCAGGCAGUGAUAUACAGGGCGUCACAACCAAUGUCAUAGACAUGCCUCACCAUUAUGUUGAAGUUCAUCCAAAUAUACGGAAGGAAUUCUGGGACCCACAACAUUGGCCAAAACAUAUUCUUGUCAGAUAUACUUGGGAGGAGAGAUCAGAAAUAGAUGUUCAAGGAGGAUUUUAUGCACUUUUCGGAUAUGGGGUCGUUGUAUCAUUCAUCCUAGCAAUCUACAUCUUACAGUCCUCUCAAGACAAGCUGGCAAGGUUUGUCAGGGAGAGUGUGACUGAAAGCAACAUACCUGGUGGAGAGGCAAAGGUUGAAUGAGGGAGUUUUAUGAAAUUGAUGUACCAUUCCAUGCAUUGCCGUCUCAAAAAUGAGUGAGGAUGCCCCUUCUUCAAUGCUUUCCAAAGAGCUUCACGGAUCCUGCUCUAAAUUUUCUAAUCUAUUACUUUAUCAAAUUGAAUUGUGAACCCUCCUUGGUUCCCUUUUUGUGCAACUCUUGACAUCUUGUGAUAUAUAACUUCCUUGUAAUGUUCUCUCUAUAAGUUAUGAUGGGAUAUGACAGUUAACUCUUCCAAAAAAAAUGUAUGAUGGGAGAUGAGAUUUUGAGGUUGUAUGAGAGGCAAUUUUAUACUAAAGGAUAUUCAAGUCAUUUAGGGCUUUUCUGCUAUUUCUCA